UCUAUAAAUGUUCACCAUUUCUUCUCACUCACCCCCUCUUCUGUUUAAGAAACAGCCUUGAGAGAAACAGAAUCAAAUCCUUUCCUUAACCUUCACGCCUUCAUUUAAAAAGGUUCAACCUUUUAACCAAUCUCUGAACUCUUUCUUUGACCCUUUUUUCACUUCACAUUAAACUCCUUCCUAACUCUUUAAAUUCCCACUUUAUCAUCAUUCACACACAUAACACAAAAAAGUGAAAAAACUAGUACACUACACUAAACUCUACUAGUUCUCAAGUUCUCUUACAUGGAUCCUUUCAAAGAAAAAGUAAAGUGUGUAUGGAUUCAUGGACCUAUCAUAGUAGGUGCUGGUCCUUCAGGUAUAGCAGUAGCUGCUUGUUUAUCAGAGCAAGGAGUACCAAGUCUCAUUCUUGAGAGAAGUGAUUGCAUAGCUUCACUAUGGCAAAAUAGAACCUAUGACCGUUUAAAACUUCAUUUACCUAAACAUUUUUGUGAACUACCUAUGAUGAGUUUUCCUCAAACUUUUCCUAAGUAUCCUACAAAACAUCAGUUCAUUUCCUACAUGGAAUCCUAUGCUGAUCACUUUCAUAUUCAUCCUAGGUUUAAUCAAACUGUUCUUAGUGCUGAGUUUGAUUCAACUUCUCAAAUUUGGAUGGUUAGAACAAAAGAAGGUGAUUUUCAGUAUUUUUCACCUUGGCUUAUUGUUGCUACUGGUGAAAAUGCUGAACCUGUUUUUCCUACAAUUCAUGGUAUGGAACAUUUUCAUGGUCCUGUUGUUCAUACAAGUGAUUAUAAAUCUGGUUCUGAAUACAAAAAUAAAAAGGUUUUGGUCAUUGGUUGUGGGAAUUCUGGAAUGGAAGUUAGUUUGGAUCUUUGUAGACACAAUGCUAUGCCUCAUUUGGUUGCAAGAAACUCAGUACAUAUUCUCCCAAGAGACAUGUUUGGUUUCUCAACAUAUGGAAUAGCUAUGGGACUAUAUAAAUGGCUUCCAUUAAAAUUAGUAGACAAAUUUCUCUUGUUAGUUUCAAGCUUCUUCUUGGGAAACACCAAUCACUAUGGUAUCAAGAGGCCUAAAACUGGCCCAAUAGAACUCAAACUUGCAACAGGAAAAACUCCUGUACUUGAUGUUGGUCAAAUAGCACAAAUUAAAUCCGGUAACAUUAAGGUGAUGGAAGGUGUGAAAGAGAUAACAAGAAAUGGUGCAAAAUUUUUGGAUGGACAAGAAAAGGAAUUUGAUGCAAUAAUAUUAGCAACAGGGUACAAGAGCAAUGUGCCUAGUUGGCUCAAGGGUAAUGAUUUUUUCACUAAAGAUGGAAUGCCAAAAACACCCUUUCCUCAUGGUUGGAAAGGUGAACAAGGAUUGUAUACAGUGGGUUUCACAAGAAGAGGUCUACAUGGAACAUACUUUGAUGCCAUCAAAAUAGCUGAAGAUAUUACUAAUCAAUGGAAAACACUUAAGAGCAAGAGUUGUUGUGAUUCACAUAUCAUACUACUCAAUAAUUCAUAAACCUACGAUACUACCUCUUAGUCUUAGUAAUAAGGUGUACCAAGUUUUUUAAUUUGUCAAGAAAUGAGAAAAGAAUAUAGAGUUGGGGUCAUUUGGGAAUUGUAUUAGCUAGUUUUUUUUUUAUUUUGUUUACUUUAUUUUCUUGGUUUUCUGUGUAUGUACAAUUUUGUAUUUAGGAGCAUACGCUUUUUUAACUACUCAAGUGUUAGCUUUUUGUACAAAACAGUUUCAUAAAUGGAAUGGCACUU
Molecule: messenger RNA, 1754 nt
Organism: Medicago truncatula (barrel medic)
Lineage: Eukaryota; Viridiplantae; Streptophyta; Magnoliopsida; Fabales; Fabaceae
Product: probable indole-3-pyruvate monooxygenase YUCCA4
Exons: 4
Coding region: 286-1506 (406 amino acids)
Biological process (GO): auxin biosynthetic process
Cellular component (GO): endoplasmic reticulum membrane
Molecular function (GO): N,N-dimethylaniline monooxygenase activity; NADP binding; flavin adenine dinucleotide binding
Source: RefSeq, a predicted model, not a curated record